Polyodon spathula (Mississippi paddlefish) is the source of this 7757-nucleotide messenger RNA. RefSeq names its product YLP motif-containing protein 1-like. The coding region runs from base 227 to 6244 and encodes 2005 amino acids. Gene Ontology annotation, biological process: regulation of telomere maintenance. The transcript has 21 exons. The record is from RefSeq and is a predicted model, not a curated record. Gene Ontology annotation, cellular component: nucleus. Lineage: Eukaryota; Metazoa; Chordata; Actinopteri; Acipenseriformes; Polyodontidae.
CCCACUUUGUGUUAAUGAAAAGGAAAGCUGGAGGGACGGCUACAGAUGAAAGAGCUUGAUUUUCUUAUUAUUAAUAAUAAUAAGUGGCUCCGGGGAAGAGAGAGACUAAUUACGGAUACCAUUGUUAGUUUUCACGCUCUCCUAAGCGGAUGGUUACCGUUUUUUAAAAUAAUUUACAAAUUGGGCCGGCUUUGUUUGACUGUUCUGAGGCCUACAAAGACUAAGUAUGUACCCCACCUGGGGGAAGUAUGGCGUCGGUGCCCAGCAUCCCCCUCCCGUUCCGCAGAACUAUGGCGGCAGUCCUCAUCCUGUUAGAGGGACAGCACCGGUCGGAGGAGGGUAUGGGGGAUACGGACCGCCUGGUGGGAGCUUUACCGGGGGGGCGGCUCCGUCUCAAGGCAAUUUCCAGAGUCUGAGGGAACAGCAUCUGCAGCAAAUGCAACAACUACAGCAGCUCCACCAGAAGCAGCUGCAGUCCGUGCUGCAUCACAAUAGCAGUCCUUAUGGCAUUGGUGGAUGCCCUCCCGAUGCCUGGCAGGGAGGUAGCGCUGGGCCCCCUCCCCCCGGUCCAGGUGUUGCUGAUGGUGUUACUUCUGGGCCCUCAUACCACCAGCAGCAACAACCACAGCAUCAAAUGCAUCAUCCGCUAGUACAACAGCAGCCGCAGCAUCAACAGCACCAACAACCUCCACCACCGCUGCCAGCACCAGCACCAUCGCAAUCACAGCAGCAGCAGCAACACCGGCCAGUGGAUCCUAAACCUCCAGCGCAGCCACCCCCGAAGACAAACCCCAUCAACGCACCAAACCAACCAAAUAAGAGUAGUAAUAAUAAAUACAACGAAAGCGCUCAGCAACAAGAUAACAGUGAUGACAAGCAGGAGCAACCUCCUGAUUUUUCUAAAAUGUCAUUGCAGGAACAACAGCAGUAUUGGUACAAGCAGCACCUGCAGAGUUUGCACAAAUUGAAACAGCAGCAGAAAAAUGAAAACUCUAAAGCAAGUAAGCUUCCAGGAGGAGAUCAACCCCCUGACAACAAGCAGCCUGGCCCACCUCCACCCAUGGAGCCUCCAAAAAAGGAACCCCCACCACCACCUCCCAAAGAAGAGCCCCCUCCUCCGCCCCCUCCAGAGGAGUCUAAGGCCACUGGUAUUACAUCCCAGGAGGAUCCAGUCGAGGCGGCACGUUUGCAGCAUCUUCAGGCUGCAGCAGCUCAGUGGCAGCAGACUCAGCAACAGAGAACAGGCUAUCAAUACCAGGCAAUGAUGCAGCAGCAUGCACAGCUCCAACAACUUCUGGCUCAGUACCAGCAGUUCAUGCAACAGCCAGCACACUUUCAGACCAUGCCUAUGGAUAUGCAGCUUAGACAUUACGAGAUGCAGCAGCAGCAAUUUAUCCCUCUGUAUCAGGAGUGGAAUCGGCAAUUUCUAAUCUGGGAAGAGCAGUUCCAGACUUAUCCACACAAGGACCAGCUGCGUGAGUACGGUUCCCAGUGGAAACAAUGGCAAGAGCAAAUGAAAUCCACCUCUUCCCACUUGCAAGAAAGGCUGACCACUCUUCGUAACAUGCAGCACCAGUUUGUCAGCCCUCCUUAUGUGGGCAACAUGGUAGGAGUGCCCCAGUAUGGACAUUAUCACCAGGCUGCACCAGGAGGACCAGUACCACCACCAGUGGCCUCUGUUCCUCCACUUCCACCAAAGACUCCUGCCGUAACACCCCCCACUCCAGUGUCCCAGGGUCCCCCUCCCCCUCCCCCUCCCGCUCCAGUGUUCCAGGGUCCCCCUCCCGCUCCAGUGUCCCAGGGUCCCCCUCCCCCUCCCGCUCCAUUGUCCCAGGGUCCCCCUCCCGCUCCAGUGUCCCAAGGUCCCCCUCCCUCUCCCGCUCCAGUGUCCCAGGGUCCCCCUCCCUCUCCCGCUCCAGUGUCCCAGGGUCCCCCUCCCUCUCCCGCUCCAGUGUCCCAGGGUCCCCCUCCCUCUCCCGCUCCAGUGUCCCAGGGUCCCCCUCCCUCUCCCGCUCCAGUGUCCCAGGGUCCCCCUUCCCCUCCAGUGUCCCAGGGUCCACCCCCUGCUUCAAUGCCCCAGGGUCCAUCCCCAGCACUGCCUGCCCCACCAGGGAAGGCGAGUACACAAAUUAAUGCCCAGGUGUCUCCCUUGACAACUGCUUCAGCUGAAGCAAAGAGUGGCACUUCGUCUGUCACAGGAAAAUUAGCAACAUCUUUUGCAUCCACAUCAUCAUCAUCGUCAUCAUCAGUUUAUACUUCAGCUGGACCUACUGCUCCUGGUUUGAGACCUUCGGGUGUAUUGCCAACUAUCAAUAAAGUGACCAGGUUUGAAGGCCCUAGAGGCCCUAGAUUUGAUGGUCCUAGAGGGAGAGGUUCCUCUAGUUCUGGUCCACAACCCAGAUUUGAUCAACCUCCCAGAUCUGAACAACUGUCUAGAUUUGGAGCACCAAACAAAUUUGAUCAGUCCACCAAAACUCAAAGUCAACCACCCAAAUCUCAUGCUUCAGGGCCCUCGGUAUUAAAACCACAAGACGGUCAAAUUGAGGGCUCUCUUAAAAGACCUGGAACCACAUCAGAAGAUCAGAGAGAUUCAGAUGUUGGAGACUCUACCUCUUGUCUGUCUGUUACAGAAGAUCUUUUGGAUUCAGAUUGUGGGUUUUUCAUCCCUAAUGAUCCCAUCCCUCAGAGAGUAGGACCAGUGAAGAAACCACAGCAGUCUGGCGGACAGGCUCCAAAAAAACUGCAUGCCUCUGAUACAGCCAAGUCCACUCCUUUAACAGCUUCUGCUGAAACUCAGAAAGAGCCUUCCACUAAUAAAAAUACCUUAAAACCUGGAGAAGAAAAAUACAAGACAGGAGUGCAGGGAGGGUUUAAAGGCACUGAGCAGUUUCCAAAAAAAACAGUACCUUCCAAAUCGCCUAGUAAAUUCUCUGCAGCGGAUAGUCGGAAUACAUCAAUGGCUCCCAAAGGGCUUGGGAGGGGGCAGCCUGCAAUUUCAAAUUUUAAAUCUGUUGGUGUUACUCACAGCUAUAAGCCAUAUGACUAUAGACUUGCAUACAUGGACGGCAAUAAGGACAGAAGCCAGGAUCAGGAGAAUAGCAAUGCAUGGGGGGAUUCCACCAUAGACAGGCAUGAUGCUGAGAGGGAGCAGAUGCCACCUCAAAAUGAAAUGUGGGGUGGGGAGCAAGAUGAAAAGAAACCUUUUAGAGAACAUUAUUAUGAAGGCCGGGAUAGAGAAGGCCCCCCAUUGGAAAGAGAGCUGCUGGAUGACUUUGGGAGAGAGAGACCGUGGGGAGAGCCGGAGCCUGAAUAUUGGGAGGACAGGGAUCCAUACUGGAGGGAGGAAAGACCACCAUUCCAACAACAUUCUCCACUACCCCAUGAGGCCAUGGACAGGGGCCCACCUCGCAGACACCUUGGAGUCAUGGAUAGAGAUCCAAGGGGCCCUCCUUCUAUACCCCAUGAUGUCACGGAUAGGGUUCCUAGGCACACCCCUCUACCCCAUAAAACCUUAGAUCGGGGCUCUCAUUCCCUACCCCAUGGUGCCAUGGAUAGAGAUCCCAGGGGCCCUCAUCCUCUGCCCCAUGAUGCCUUAGAUAGAGAUCCCAGGGGCCCCCAUCUACCCCAUGAGAUAAUGGAAAGGGAUUCCAGACGUGACAGUUAUUUCCGGGAUUACCAGCAGGAGUUGGACCCAGAGCCUGGCAGAUAUGGUAGACCUUAUCCAGAUUACCACAGCAGGGAUUAUGAGCAAGACCAGAAAUACUACAGGCCAAGAGAUGAGUGGGAAAUGGGGGAACGUGGCCGGGAUUACCCACCAUAUCCUCCACGGCUGCCGUCGGAGCACGUUCGAGAGGAGCGCUGGAUAAAUGAAAGGGAUCGGGACUAUUUGUAUGAAAGGGAUAUGAGGGAGAGGGGUGAUAUGAGGGUCAGGGAAUACCCAGAAGGACCAGGCUAUAGGACGGAAGAGCGAGACUACCCACCGGGGAGACCAGAAUGGGACAGAGAGGUCCUGCCUGAGAGGAGUUACAUACCAGAGAUAGAUGACCAGAGACCCUCGUUUGAAGAUUACUUGGAAGGUGCUCCUCCUGGCCAGUCCCCUGCAAUUCUUCCUCCUGCUACUAAUCUUCAUUCUCAGCCAAGUAAUACUUCUGAAAGUCUUAUGGAAGAAUCUUCUCACACAGCACAGAGUGUGCUGGCACUUUCUCAGAGACAGCAUGACAUUAUUCUGAAAGCUGCUCAGGAACUCAAGAUGUUGAGGGAACGCCAGGAGCAGCUGCAGGUGCUAAAUGAUUUUAUUAAACACGAUCCAGCUGAUCCAGUGGCACAGCCAGGGGCCGUAGGGGCAGGAAUGGUGGGGAUGCAGGUCCAUCCAGCAGUUACGACUGCUUUCCAGGCAAGCCAAGUCCCUGAAAGUGGCCUAGUUUCUACAGGUUCAGAGCUUUUGGCCCAUACUGAAGAGAAGCACUGGGGCAGGGAUAAUGUACACAAUCUUUGGGACUCUGGAAGUGGUACACAGGUUACUGAAUCUGGCUUUGGGUUAUCCCACGCUGUACAAGACCAUGCAGCACUGCCAGCAUCAUCGCUGAGCAAACCACCUGUUAUUCCAAAGACUGUGGAUUAUGGCCAUGGACGUGAUGUUUCUACAGCUAAAGUUGAACAGAGGUCCUAUGGAGAGAGGAUUGUUCUAAGACCUGACCCAGUGCCUGUUGAGAGAACAUAUGAGAAAGAGCUGUUGGUCCCCCGGGAUUACGAGAGAGACCCAUACUUUGAGCGUCGAGGAGACCCGUAUUUGGAGCGCAGAGAGUAUGGGAGAGAGAGGGAGCGAGAACGAGACCCAUACUUUGAGAAACCACCUAUGGAUUACGAGAGGGAAAGAUAUGAGAGGGAUCGCUACUCCAGAGAGGAGAGGUUUCCUCCAGGCUCCUUGUCCAGGUCAGUAGACAGAGAGAGAGACCGAAGCAGAGAUGGCAGAGACGGAGAGAGAGACAGAGAGGGCAGAGAUAGCCGAGACAGGGACAUCAAGGACUAUCGAGAUAGCAAAGAGCGCUUUAGCAGAUCUGUACAUGACAGACCAUCCUAUGAUCGUGGCCCUGAUCGGCCGCCGUAUGACCACGGACAUCCUGGAUACGGAGGUGACAGUCGGGGGUACCCUGAAGAAAGAAUGCCUGUUCCUGCUCCCUCUUUGCCUCACCCCCUGCCGCCUCACCCCCCACCUCCUCAGCCACGUGUUGAGAAGAAACCCGAAAUGAAAAAUGUGGAUGAUAUUCUCAAACCUCCAGGCAGGGAGAGCCGACCUGAGAGGAUGGUUGUCAUUAUGAGAGGACUGCCAGGUAGUGGAAAAACGCACGUUGCCAAACUGAUACGGGAUAAGGAGGUGGAAUAUGGAGGGGCACCACCUCGAGUUCUUGGCCUGGACGAUUAUUUUAUGACAGAGGUGGAGAAAGUUGAGAAGGAUCCUGACACGGGAAGACGUAUCAAAAAGAAGGUCUUGGAAUAUGAAUAUGAGCCAGAGAUGGAAGACAAGUACCGCAGUAGUAUGUUAAAAACAUUUCGCAAGACACUGGAUGAUGGAUUCUUUCCUUUCAUCAUCAUAGAUGCCAUUAACGAUAGAGUCAAAUACUUUGAUCAGUUCUGGAGUGCUGCCAAGACUAAAGGUUUUGAGGUCUACUUGGCUGACAUCAGUACAGAUAAUCAGACAUGUGCCAAAAGGAACAUCCAUGGACGUAAACUAAAAGACAUUGCAAAGAUGGCUAGUAAUUGGGAGACUGCUCCUCGUCACAUGGUGCGCUUGGAUAUUAGGUCCUUGUUACAAGAUGCUGCUAUUGAGGAGGUUGAAAUGGAGGAUUUUGAUCCAGCAGAAGAAGAACAGAAAGUGGAGACAAAGGACGAGGAUAUAAAAGAGGAGGAAGGCGAUCUGGGUUACAUUCCAAAAAGCAAAUGGGAAAUGGACACAUCCGGGGCAAAACUUGAUAAACUAGACGGCUUGAGGAGCAGCAACAAGCGGAAGAGGGAUUCGGGGAAAAUGUCAGGAAUGGAAGACUAUCUACAGCUUCCUGACGAUUACGAAACCCGCAGAUCCGAGCCGGGCAAGAAGAGGGUGAGGUGGGCAGAUCUAGAAGAGAAAAAAGAUGCUGACAGAAAACGUGCUAUUGGAUUUGUAGUUGGACAGACAGACUGGGAGAAAAUCACAGAUGAAACUGGUCGGCUCGCGCAAAGAGCACUGAACCGCACCAAAUAUUUUUAGCAUUCAUUUUGAGCCGUUCGUUUUGGAACUUGAGAUUUCCGCCUGUGAAGAUUUAGAACCAUUGUCAACAAGAAGUGGGCAUGCAUUUGGUAACUCUAGUUUUCUGCUGUGAGCCCUUGGAUAUUUCAUAAGUAAUUCAUCAUUUAAAUUUCCUAAAAUAUUUUGUUAUGCCACCAAGUGUAGGCAUGCAUUGUAUACUGAGGCCUCACUGGUGGCUUUAGAUUGUUUUGUUUAAGUUUGUAUUCAUUGUAUGUUUUUAAUGCACAAGUUGUCAGUUCAGCUUUGAUAAAAGAUACUGUAGAUGAAUUAGAGCUACAGACAUGUCUGACCUGAAUUACUACUUCACUGUUUCAAAGUAUAAAGUUUUGCAGAAAAUUGUAAAUAUCAAUAUAGGGUGUAAAAUCAAUCUGGUGUUUCCCAGUACCUGCAUCAGAUUUCAUUGUUUGUCACUUUAAGAAUUAAAAAUGUAACGGUAAAGAACAGUAUCUUGCUGUUUGAUUUUGUUUGUGUGUUAUUUGUUUUUUCCCCACAUUUGACAGAAGUACAGGGUGAUAGAUGCAGACAUUGGCUACAUUUACAAUUGUUGGCACCCAGAGUAAAAUGUUCUUUUUCUAAAAAUUUGAUGUCAUCAUACCGUAGUUUUCUAGAUUUUGAAAGUGUGCGUUCCAAGCGUGGAAUGCCCGGGGAGAGUAGGCCACUGCCAGUUUGGUAUUAAUAACAUUGUUCUGUGCGUCGUCAUGCGUCAGCUGUGAAACGUCUAGGGCUGCUAACUAUGCCUUCUGCAGCACGUAUCAAAUUGUUUACCUCCACCGUUUCCAAAAAACUGAUUUAAAAAAAUGCCCAUCUGCAGUUGUUCAUGAAUUUACUUUGAACCUGAAAACCUUAACCUUUAAACCAUACUGUAGGAGAUAAUAAUGUAUACAGUAUUGUAGUUUUGUCUUUUUAACAGCUACUAUAGUACGCUAAUAAGAUUAAAUAAAAUAGUAAGUAAGAACAAUUAUACAAAGGUACAACCUCUUAAGAGGAACAAAUCUGAUACCAUUCAAGAUUUUAUUUCCCAGUUAUUUUUAUGCAACUGAAGUGAACUGAAAAGGAAAAAAAAAGAUGUGAUUUCUAUGUGUUCAUUUUGUGGCGUAAUUCUACAUCGAGCACAUCUUUGCACGGAUUUCUUGAUUUAGAUGGUCCAUCUAAAAAGAUAUUUUUCAGCAUUCCUCAUUAAGUACUUUGAGUUCUUCAAACAUUUGUGGUUGAGAGUCUCUGCUAGAAACGCGUCUUUGUAGAACAUCUUCUAGGAUUACGGUCUGGAAUCAUCCCUCAUCCUCCGGGUACUGAUUGACCUCCUGGCCUUGUUGAGGACAUGUGUCAUUCUCCAGUUCGGCACACCAAUAUAGUGAAGACAGAGAUUGAUGUAAUCUUAUUUCAAAUGUCAGUAUGCAUAACAUUGUAGCAAAGUUUAAAGGUAUUGUUCAGAAGUUGAAGACACUGUGCUGAUUGUUAUACUAAGCACCUACAA